AUACAUAUAUAUAUAUAUAUAUACAACCGCCCAGAUGCCGACAUCGCCUUAUGUCUCUCGGAUUAAUCAAAUCGACGCUGUUCAACUAGAUGAGGAAAUUUAUAAAGUGCUUAGAAAUCAAGCUAAGAAAAUUAGCAAAUAUCAAUCAAUAGAAAAGAUCGAUCAGUGGCAACCUGAAAUCGAUGCAGUUCUCAAAUACUUUAUAUGGAAUUUCUCGCUGCGCCAUGGAAAAUCAACCUUUGGUCAGCAACUGCUCAAUUUGCAUUACGAAAAUAUUAACAGCGCAAAAUCCGUUCUGUAUUUGAUUUCAAUGAUCGUACCUGCGUAUGUGCGAGAUAAAUUUAAAGACAACAGUAAAAAUCGUAAUUUGAACAUCUUAUUCGAUCGUAUCGAGGAUAUCGUAAAAUUGCUCGAGUUUAUCAACUUGUUGAUCUUUCUGCAUCGAGGGACACAGCCUCGCAUUGUGGAAUAUAUUCUCGGAAUCGUAAACUCUUCUACAACAACUCACAAACCGAGAAAUAUCGGAUAUUCGUAUAUGACAAGAGAAUUACUGUGGCAUAGUUUAAUGGAAUUAUUUACUAUCGGUCUACCUAUGAUUAAUUUCCAUUAUAUAAAGCACACAUUGAAGAAAUUGUUUACACGGUCAAAAUCCGCCAAUUUGCUACGUACUUUUCCGACUAUGAAUUUAUCUACCAAAUGUGCCUAUUGCGCCGAUACUCCUAUUUUACCUGUUCAUGCUGGUUGCCAGCAUAUAUUUUGUUAUUAUUGUUUGAGCGCUCAUUUUACCGCAAUGAGUGAAUUCCAGUGUUUUGAAUGUGGCAUGAGACUCUACAUUGGUAAUAUGAAAGCGUACGAACCAAAUGCAUUAUCUAUUUAAGUUUUUGACCCAUAUGUGUACAUACAUAUAUAUAUCUGUAUUUAUAUUACAUACAUUUGUACAAGCAUUGUGUUCCUUUUUUUUUUAUUAAAAAUAGCAAUACAAAAUUUUCUUGAUUUGCUUGAUACAACAUUUCAAUUUAUUCGGCGUUUCCUUCGAAACGAAUCGAUAAUGGAUCAGGUAUACAAUACAUAUAUUCGUCGCCUAUCGGAAUAAUUGGAUUAUCGUAUAAAAAUAUCAUGCCGCUUUAUAAUAAAUCGUUUUCCGUUUCGUAAAUCCCGGCAACACGCAUUACGUAUAUCGAUCAUUGAUUUAUCUAUUAUCGUUUUACUUGCUUAAUGGGCGGGGACGUCCUUCUGUUACCUGGCAAUACUUGAAUGAACGCAAACGAAUCAAGUCAUUCAAGAGGAAAAUAA
Apis dorsata (giant honeybee) is the source of this 1293-nucleotide messenger RNA. It is a transcript of the gene Pex2, whose product is annotated as peroxisome biogenesis factor 2. The record is from RefSeq and is a predicted model, not a curated record. Gene Ontology annotation, biological process: protein import into peroxisome matrix. Lineage: Eukaryota; Metazoa; Arthropoda; Insecta; Hymenoptera; Apidae. Gene Ontology annotation, molecular function: zinc ion binding. The transcript is spliced from 3 exons. The coding region runs from base 35 to 877 and encodes 280 amino acids. Gene Ontology annotation, cellular component: peroxisomal membrane.